GUUGUUGAGGUGCUUUACCUGCUUGAGGUGCUUUGCCUGCUUGAGGUGCUUUGCUUACUUGAGGUGCUUUACUUGCUUGAGGUGCUUUGCCUGCUUGAGGUGCUUUGCUUUACUUGCUUGAGGUGCUUUGCCUGCUUGAGGUGCUUUGCUUACUUGAGGUGCUUUACUUGCUUGAGGUGCUUUACUUGCUUGAGGUGCUUUGCUUACUUGAGGUGCUUUACUUGCUUGAGGUGAUUUGCCUGCUUGAGGUGCUUUGCUUACUUGAGGUGCUUUACUUGCUUGAGGUGCUUUACUUGCUUGAGGUGCUUUACUUGCUUGAGGUGCUUUGCUUCCUUGAGGUGCUUUGCUUACUUGAGGUGCUUUACUUGCUUGAGGUGCUUUGCUUACUUAAGGUGCUUUAC
This is a messenger RNA of Porites lobata, 401 nucleotides long. NCBI's taxonomy places the organism in Eukaryota, Metazoa, Cnidaria, Anthozoa, Scleractinia, Poritidae. The record is from the annotation of a GenBank genome assembly.